AUGUUGUUACUCCUACACCUCCUAUUCUUCUUCACUGCAUCAAGCAACCGACGAUUUGACUACCUACCACACAUCAGGCUGUGCCUUAACAGGAGAUUCCUCCUCAUCGUCCUGACUAUAAUCUGGUGCCUAAAACCCUUAUCUUUUCCUCGAUUUUCCCUAUCCCCUACCUUAUAUCAGGAGGUCGCCAAGUCAUUGCUAAGGCAACAUUACUCGUAUACACGACUCUACAUCUCGAUUGGUCCUCUUCCCCAAAACAACAUGACAAAAUUCUUCAUAGCAUCUCUCCUCUCUCUUGGUCAGCAUUGUGGCGAUAAUCAAAAUAAGUUCGCCAAUGACUGCGGGGUUGUUACGAGAAAGUUAAUUUCUAUCGAAUAUCCGACUUGGAAGAAAGUGCCAGCAAAUGAAAAGGAGAACUUAUGGUUGACCAUCAAGAAACGUUGGAAAAUCCAUGAUGAAAACCGCAAAUCAUAUGUGCUUAUGACUUGCAACCACAAGUGGAGAUCAUACAAAAAGAGGCUUAAAAAGAAAUUCUUGGUCAAUGAGAAUGAGAGAAAUCCACUUGAAAGCUACUCAUAUCUGGAAAAAACUACAUUGCAAAAGUUUAAGGAAAGAAUAUCAUCAACGGAAUUCCAGGAUAUAAGUGAGAAAGCAAGGAUGAGUUCAAUGUGUAAUACGAAUCCAGCCCGAGUAGGCCCACAUGGUUAUCGGGGCAACAAAGCUAAGUGGGAACAAGAGAAGGCAUCGGGUCAGUUGCCGUCACAGUUGUAUGAGAUAAAAAGCGAGCGUUCAUUAGAUUAUGUGUUGGGGAGAAGAUCUAAAAAUGAGUCAGGGUCAAAAAUAAUACCACCUAUCAUGGAACCCAUAGUAAAAAAGCUUAUAGAUGUCCAAAAAGAAAUAUCCGAAGGUGAUUUGUUGCUGGGUCCCGGAGAGGAUUUGUUGAGUAAGGCAAUAGGAUCGGAGCACCCUGGUCGUACCAGGGCGGUGGGGCAUGAUAUUGGCUUAAGAAAGGGGAUGCAAGGACUUGACAAAAAAAAAGAGGAAAGUCGUGGACAAAGAUGUUGUUAG
Molecule: messenger RNA, 1068 nt
Organism: Lactuca saligna
Lineage: Eukaryota; Viridiplantae; Streptophyta; Magnoliopsida; Asterales; Asteraceae
Source: the annotation of a GenBank genome assembly